Molecule: messenger RNA, 641 nt
Organism: Tripterygium wilfordii
Lineage: Eukaryota; Viridiplantae; Streptophyta; Magnoliopsida; Celastrales; Celastraceae
Product: dirigent protein 23-like
Exons: 1
Coding region: 1-558 (185 amino acids)
Source: RefSeq, a predicted model, not a curated record
AUGGCAAAACUGUGCAAUCUCUUGGUUAUAGUCUCUCUAAUGGCAGUCCUAAAAUGGGCUCAAGCAGAGCAAAGUUGGGCCAACAGAGUUGUGGGAGAGAAGGAGACGAUGACCAACCUCCAGUUCUAUUUUCACGACACAGUCAGUGGCAAGAACCCAAGUGCCAUAGUGGUGGUUCAACCCAAUUCCACAAAACAAACCCUUAAAGCUACAGGCUUCGGUACGAUAGUAAUGGCAGAUGAUCCUUUGACUGUAAGGCCGGACCCGAAUUCAAAGCUGGUGGGCCGGGCCCAGGGGCUUUAUGGGUCUGCCGGACAGACUAUUAUCUCUCUCAUAAUGGACAUGAGCUUGAUCUUCACAGACGGCUGCUAUAACGGAAGCUCCCUUAGUAUAUCUGGCAUCAAUCGGGCUUUGAACCCUGUUCGAGAGAUUCCCAUCGUGGGUGGGACCGGGAUUUUCAGAAUGGCACGUGGUUUUGCGAUUGCGAGCACGUAUUCCUUCAAUGUUACGAGUGGUGAUGCUAUCGUUGGGUAUAAUGUUACUGUUUUUAAUAAUUAAGGGUCUGUUUGAUUUGUUUUCUAGGAGUAUUUUUUAUAUUUUUAUUUCAUGUUUCUGUUUUCUAUUUUAGAAAACAAAACAGA